CCGCGAAAGCUUCUGGCGAUCAGAUCAAUUGAGAGUUCUCCAUUCGAAGCGGGAGAGCGAGAAACCCUAGGAGAGAAGAGGAGAGAAGAGAGAUGGAGAAGGCGAUGAACAGGCAGAGGGUUAUCCUCAAGCACCUCCUCCCUUCGUCCUCAUCGGCGAGCGAUUCGCUGGCGGUUCUAUCGGCAUCGGUUUGUUCUGCUGGUGAUAGUGCGGCUUAUCAGAGGAGCUCUUGUUUCGGGGAUGAUGUCGUUGUUGUAGCAGCAUUCCGAACUCCAAUUUGCAAGGCCAAGAGAGGGGGUUUCAAGGAUACAUUCGCCGAGGACCUGCUAACCCCUGUGCUUAAGGCAUUGAUAGAUAAGACUAAAAUUGACCCAAGUGAAGUUGGUGAUAUUGUAGUCGGUACAGUAUUGGGACCAGGGUCUCAAAGAGCCAUUGAGUGUAGGAUGGCUGCGCUUUAUGCUGGCUUUCCUGAAACAGUUCCUCUCCGAACUGUGAAUAGGCAGUGUUCCUCCGGACUCCAAGCAGUGGCUGAUGUUGCUGCAGCUAUAAAAGCUGGAUUCUAUGACAUUGGUAUCGGGGCUGGCUUGGAAUGUAUGUCUGUAAAUGCUGCUGGCUGGGAAGGGACAGUCAAUCCGAAAGUAAAUACUCUCCAACAAGCCCAAGAUUGUCUUCUUCCUAUGGGUAUCACUUCAGAAAAUGUUGCCCACCGUUUCGGUGUAACACGACAGGAGCAGGAUCAGGCUGCUCUUGAAUCUCAUAGGCGGGCAGCAGCAGCCGUCGCUGCUGGGAAGUUUAAAGAAGAGAUAAUACCUGUGCCAACAAAGAUUGUAGACCCAAAAACUGGUGAUGAAAAAAAAGUUACAAUCUCAAUGGAUGAUGGAAUUCGGCCUGAAACGGCACUCUCAGGUCUUUCUAAGCUUAGGCCUGUAUUUAAAAAGGAUGGGACCACGACCGCUGGCAAUUCUAGUCAAGUGAGUGAUGGUGCAGGGGCAGUUCUCCUCAUGAAGAGAUCUGUAGCCAACCAGAAAGGGCUCCCGAUAUUAGGAGUUUUAAGGAGCUUUGCAGCAGUUGGAGUUGACCCUGCAGUGAUGGGGAUUGGUCCUGCUGUUGCAAUACCUGCUGCUGUGAAGUCUGCUGGUCUUCAGAUUGAAGAUAUUGAUCUUUUCGAAAUUAAUGAGGCAUUUGCUUCUCAGUUUGUUUACUGCUUGAAGAAGCUGGAGCUUGAUCCAUCCAAGGUGAAUGUAAAUGGUGGUGCUAUUGCACUUGGGCACCCAUUGGGUGCAACAGGCGCUCGCUGUGUGAGCACUCUUUUAAAUGAAAUGAAACGCAAAGGAAGGGACUGCAGGUUUGGAAUAGUUUCUAUGUGCAUAGGGUCUGGAAUGGGAGCUGCUGCCGUUUUCGAACGAGGGGAUGGAGUUGAUGAUCUAAGCAAUGCCCGGAUAUGCCAGUCCCCGAACUUUCUUUCCAAGGAUGCUUUCUAGGCAUAUCAUCAGAAGUCCUCACCGUCUGUCUGUGUUAUCGAUUAUCUAAUAAAAGCCCAGCUGGGUUAUCUGGCCUAUUGUUUUCCCUUCAAAGUAUAACCUCAUUAAAGCUGGGCUGCAAUUUUACAUGAAAAGCAGAUAAGACUUACAGACUUACAGUAUAUAUUAUCAUAAACCACCCCACCAUCUUCCAUGAAUUGUUGAACUUAAUAAAUAGGUCCAUAGUUCUCAUCAUUAUUGGCAUAUUCUCAGUUGGAUUUAUUAUAUCUGUGUAACUGCAACUGUGGUUAUCCAUCUCAAAUUUAUUUACAAUGAAUCACCUGCAUGCUAUUUUAUUCUUCA
Dioscorea cayenensis subsp. rotundata (Guinea yam) is the source of this 1823-nucleotide messenger RNA. Its product is annotated as 3-ketoacyl-CoA thiolase 2, peroxisomal-like. Gene Ontology annotation, biological process: phenylacetate catabolic process; fatty acid beta-oxidation. Gene Ontology annotation, cellular component: peroxisome. Lineage: Eukaryota; Viridiplantae; Streptophyta; Magnoliopsida; Dioscoreales; Dioscoreaceae. Gene Ontology annotation, molecular function: acetyl-CoA C-acyltransferase activity. The transcript has 14 exons. The coding region runs from base 93 to 1481 and encodes 462 amino acids. The record is from RefSeq and is a predicted model, not a curated record.